Cinara cedri is the source of this 3624-nucleotide messenger RNA. The record is from the annotation of a GenBank genome assembly. NCBI's taxonomy places the organism in Eukaryota, Metazoa, Arthropoda, Insecta, Hemiptera, Aphididae.
UUUUUUAUAUUUUAAUAUUGUUGUCAUCCAAUACUUAAUAGACAAUAAUAUCACUUGAAACUUUUAAACGUAUUUUUAUCUAUGCAGUAUGCUUUACAGCCAAUAAUCUAUAAUGUUGUUAAUAAUAUAGUAUUCUAGAUUUUAUUAAUAAUGUUGCAUAAUAUUAUUAUUGUGGAUAUAUUACAAAUUUGAGUGUUGAAGGACGCGCGAUGGCCUAUAGAUCGUCAAAAAGAUUUUCAGAUGAUAUUUUACUAGACACCAAAAAGAAGAAGAAAAAGAUUUCAAAUGAAAAAUGUAAUUUAAUUAAGGAUGAUGUAACGGAAGAAAAAACUGCAAUUGUCUGUGAUGGGCACUCGCGUCAGAAAAAAGCAUUUUUCGCCUAUUUUGGUAAAACGUUGGAUGAUGGUAAGAAAAGUAGUGCUAAUAGUAACAACAACGAUACCAAUGAAGCAAAAUUAAUGAAUAAAAAACUAAAUACAUUAAUCAAUGAUAGUGAAGUACAAAUGGAAAUUGACAAAAAUAAGAAAAAACUCAAUAGAAAAAAGAGUAUUGAAUUUAACUUCAACAAAGACUGUUUUAUGAAGUAAGUAUGUCUUAUUUUGUUUAUUUUAUUCAAACUUUUGUCAUUGUUUUGUAUUGUUUACAGAGAAAACACUAAUUUACCUUAUGUCAGUAGUUUUUUUGAAGAAUUAGGAUAUUUUCCAAAAAUCUCUCAUACAAACUGGUUGGCACCUUUCAAAAAGUCUGACCUUAUGCUAAGUUUGAAUGAAGAAAUGUUAUACAAUGAUGGCAUUAAAAACUCUACAAUUUUAUUUCAAUCAUCAAGUUCUAAAACUGAAAGAUUAGUAUUAGAACCUCAUCAUAUGGAAAUUAAUCUUCCUUACAUGAUUACAUGUUUAAAAAAAUCUGUAAGUAUAUCUGAUUUUAUUAUUAUAACAAUAAGUAAGUUUAAUAGUUCAUUCUACAAUUUAUUUAAUCAUAGAUGGUUUACAAUCUAUUUUCUAGUUGAUUCAAUUAUUAUCUUUUUAUUUCAGUUUUAAUAAAAUAAAUUAUCACCAAAAGUUAAAUAUAUAUGUAAUAAUUAAUAAACUUGCAUAUAAGUGUAUUAAAAGUUUGUUUACAUGUAUGUAAAUAAUUAUUCUUUUAUAUAAUUUUAAGAUAAUACUUAAUAAAUUGAUAAAAUAUGAAAAAUAAAACACCAUAGGUAUUAAUUUAACAUAUUGAUUAGAAAUGUAUAUCUUGUGCUAUUUUUUAGACUCCAAAUUUUCCCGUGUCACAUUUUCAUAAAUACAUGAAAAAAAAGUGUUUGUUAGCAAAACAAUCUACAACUAAUAUUGAACCUUUGUGGAUUGAUAAAUAUAAGCCAAUGUGUGAGGAAGAGGUGCUUGGUAAUAGUGAACUUGUUAAACGUCUCAAAAAAUGGCUGAAGCCCAUUAAAGAAAAAUCAAAAAAAUGUUAGUUCUAUUUAAUAAAACAAUACUACAUAUAACUUAUAUUCAUUGUAUUUUUAAGGUAAAACAUAUGAUAGUGAUGAUAAUUAUGUCUUUGCAAGUGAUGGUGAUAGUGAUUCAAAUAGUAAAGUACAAGUACACCACAAUUUAGCUAUUUUACUUGGACCCAGUGGUUGUGGUAAAACAAGUGCAGUAUAUGCUGUAGCUAAUGAACUUAACGCAAAUGUAACUAUUAGUUUUCUUUUUAAAAUUAUUCUUAAAAAUAAUUGUAUUCUUUGGUAUCUUUAAUAUAGGUAAUAGAAUUGAACGCUUCCUGUAAUAGAAAUGGUAAACGUAUCAUAACAGAUUUAAUGGAAGCUACACAAUCUCAUGCAGUAGAAAAAAAUUGUCUAUUUAAUAUGAUAAAAGGUUUAGUUCACUUAUAUUUAAUAUUUAAAAAUAUGUUUACUUUUAUUAAACAAACUAUUUGCUCAUUUACUAAUCAAUCACAUUUUUAAAAAUCUAUAGUAAGUAAUAUUAUAGCAAAAUUUCUAAUUUGUAUUAUUUUUUAUAGAGAAAAGUAAAAAACAUAAGAAUUUAAAGGGAAAAAAAGAAAUGAAUGAAAAAAUGACAAUUAUUUUAAUUGAAGACGUAAUGUAGAUGUUACAUAUACAAUUUUUAUGGCUUAUAUAUUAUGUUAAAAUUAAAAUUGAUUACCAUUAAUUUUAAAAUUGAUUUAUAUGUAGGCUGAUAUAUUGUUUGAAAAUCAUGAUGAUGGAUAUCUUUCAGCAAUAUCAACUUUAGCUACUGAUUCGAAAAGACCAUUCAUCUUAACAGCAAACGACUCUUUUAGUAACAAUUUAUUGAAAUUUUUUGUAUCCAGCAAAAUGGUUCUUAAUUUUGUGUAUCCACCAAAACAACAUUUGAGUAAGUAUAAUAUAAUUUAAAUUGUUUUCAUUACAUCCUACUUAUUCAAUGAUAUAUAAAUUAUAUUACGUGUUAUUGUCUAAGAUUGUUUUCUACAGUUGAUGGCUUUAAAUGAAGGAGUCAUUAUGUCUGAAGAUGAAAUAAAAACUUUUAUCCAUCCAUUGAAACCUGAUGUGAGACAGAGUACACUACAAUUACAAUAUAUUUUGAAUACUGGAGAGAUAGCUAAUGUAAUAUUUUUAACAAUUAUACAUUAGAAACAAAAUGUUUUUAUCUUAACUAAUUAAUUUGGACUAUUUAUUCAGAGAACACUAAACAACACCUAUAUAAGAUGCAUAAACUCGGCCUGGUGGAAUUGGCCUUAUGUGUUGGGAUAUGAUUCAAUUAAUAUUGAAAAUGAUAAACAAGCUAAGUGUAACAUAAAUAUGGCAACUAUAUGUGAAAACUUAGAUGUUUUAUCAAAACUAAAUUUAAUAAAUGCAAAAACACAGGUUUGUGUAAUUGUAUGAUUAAAUUAAAUGGCAGUAUGUAAAUUGAAUAUAUCAAAUUAUAGUAUUACAAUAUUCAUAUUUGAUCACAAAAUAAAUUUUUUAUUGUAUUUGUAUGUACAUUAGAGUUGCAAUUUCCUAGACCCGCAACCAUUUUGGCAUCACAUUGCCAUAAGGGACAGUUCUAGUUUGAUUGAAACCAAUCAUUGGUCAGAUAACACUGUUCAACUUUCGACUGACAUAUUUGACUGGAUAUAUAAUCAUAUUAAUACACGAGAUUAUAAUUGUGAUAAAUUGUACCCUACACCUGAGGAUUUGAGGUACCAACAACAAAAAAAAGUAAUGUAACUUAUAUUUAUUGUUAACAUAAUUUAUUAUUUUUAUAGUCACCGACAAAGGAUGUGGAAUAUUUCCAAUGAUUUAGUAGAACAAAUAGGCCUAGACUUUUGUAAUCGUAAAAAUGAAACUUGUUUUGAUUAUAUGGCCACCAUUCGUUCUUUAAGUAAGAAUCAACAGGUAAAUCAACCAUUUUCAAAUUUGAGGCAAUCAAAAAUGUUUUCAUAUUUGAGACGGAUCAAUAUCGAGGUUGACAGCAAUGAAUUAAAACACUUUUGUGAUUCCUUUCAAUCCAAUUCAAAUUGUUAUCAGCCAGUUAAUCAAUCUGAUCAGUUAUAAAUGUUAUAAAUAAAAUAUUUUUUCUGGAAAUUAUUUGAAAAUACCGAAUUUUUAUAAUUUUUUAAUUAGUAAAUGAUGUGUACUUAUUUUUUGCAAUAAAAAAA